Helobdella robusta is the source of this 558-nucleotide messenger RNA. RefSeq lists its product as hypothetical. The transcript is spliced from 2 exons. The record is from RefSeq and is a predicted model, not a curated record. Bases 1 to 558 code for a protein of 185 amino acids. Lineage: Eukaryota; Metazoa; Annelida; Clitellata; Rhynchobdellida; Glossiphoniidae.
AUGUAUUUCAAAAUAAACAUUGGCACAUCAGACGACAACAAAAUGAUGGAUAAAAACAUCCAGGCAAAAUAUCGAUGGCUGAAGUGUCACAGGACUAAACGUCACGUGAAACAGGGCAGACAUUAUAUGAGACAGUACCAGCCAGACAUCAGACGAGACGGUACAAACAGGACAUCUGACGAGAGGUUUACGGCAGACAACAGACAGUACAUGCCAGACAUCAGACGAGACGACAUCAGACGAGACAGUUCACGGCAGAUAACAGACGAGACAGUUCAUGCCAGACAUCACGUGAGACUGUACAUGCCAGACAUCAUAUGGCAGGUAGUUGGCAGACAUCAUGUGAGACUGUACUUGGCAGAGACAGGCGGCAAUGGAGGUCUAUUGUUGCCAUCAAUGGAUUUGCAUGUAGUGAUCUUUGCUGGCUUUUCAGGAACCGCGGGAUUGUUCUUGCCUGCGUUCGACGACAGAGUGACUUGUUUGGAGAGUUGUGGUCGUUGUGACGUCGGCGGUUUAGUGGUAAUAGAAGCGCUGGCGAUAGUUGGCAAUGCGUUGUGA